Messenger RNA from Capsicum annuum, 1324 nucleotides. RefSeq names its product mucin-2-like. NCBI's taxonomy places the organism in Eukaryota, Viridiplantae, Streptophyta, Magnoliopsida, Solanales, Solanaceae. The record is from RefSeq and is a predicted model, not a curated record. The transcript is spliced from 3 exons. Bases 207 to 683 code for a protein of 158 amino acids.
AAAAACUAGUACUUUUUCACAUCCUCAGACAUUUUGACACAUACUAUCUGACAGAGUGAGAGAAAAACAGAGUAAAAAAAAAGAAAGAGAGAAAAACAUCAGAAAAACGAGAGAAAAGGAGGAAGUUGAAGGUUCCAUUGAAGAUUUCGGUGACCUCGUUCGAGUUUCUGGCUUAGUUCAUAACAGGUGGUUAAUAAAGAAAAUCAAUGGCAUCAAAAGGUCAUGGUAAUGGACGGCAUAAAAAAGGUGAGAAAGGACUUGAUAAUCUUUCCGAAGGUCAAUAUACACCACCAUCACUACCACCUGUUACCACAAAUCUUCAACCAGCUACUACAAAUAUUAUUCCUCCUCUAAGGGCAGCUAUUUCACUACCUAAUGCAUUUUUCAUGCCCCCACCGCCACACCAGUUCCAGCCCUCUUCUCCCCAUAAUAGUCUCCAUAGUAGCUCUUCAUCUGUACCUUCAACAUCAUCCACACCUAACCUUUCUGAAUUGAGAAUUGAAGGCCCCAGCACAUCAACAUCGCCCUCUAUUGAUAGUGAUGCAGCGUCUAAUGCUACAACAGCUGCUUCUCAGAUUCCUAAAUUUAAAAAGGUAGUAGAAUAUGACGGCAACAGAGGCAAAUUAUCGCCCCUGAUGAUAAUGGGUUCAUUCCUGAUUAUGCCGACGGACAUAUGGUUAUAGAAGUAAUUAAACCCCUUUACACUGAGCCGUGGGGCAGUUGGAACGAGAUUCGACUCGACAUUAGAGUGCUUAUGUGGAAUUAGUUUGUGGUAUAAUCAAAAUCAAAGAAUUUACCAUUUCAGUAUGCUAUCAAUGAUGAAUUUACCUUUAUAUCUGUCAACUCAUUUUAUGACUUUAUAUUAAACUAUUUUACAGACAAAGUGUUCAUGGAAUUCUUGUCAUAAUAAUGAAAUACAACGCAUUUUCAAGUUGAAAGCAGCUCCACGUAUCAAAGAACACUUGUAUGAGUCCCAGAGGCACUUGGAAAAACCUGGAUGGCUGAAUGCUAAUGUGUGGGAUCAGUUCUUGAAAAAAUGGGAUACUUCUGAAUAUAGGGCAAGGAGGGAAUGAACAAAGGCAAAUAGAACGUCUCAAAUGGGUGGCUCAUUGCACACUGGAGGUUCGAUGAGUUUCACUACACACCGACAAAAACUAGUAAUAAUAGCUUAAAUUUAUGAUUUGUUCGUUUAGUUCACUGUUCUAUAUUGUGACAUAGUGAAGCCGUGUGGGUCUCUUUCGAUUCACUAUUGUUGUUAUCUUCUAGUUGUUGUUCAUCUUGAAGUCUAGUAAAGCCGUGUAUGGCUUAUUUCGAUUCACUAGCA